Molecule: messenger RNA, 1304 nt
Organism: Python bivittatus (Burmese python)
Lineage: Eukaryota; Metazoa; Chordata; Lepidosauria; Squamata; Pythonidae
Product: perilipin-3-like
Biological process (GO): positive regulation of triglyceride storage; lipid storage
Cellular component (GO): lipid droplet; cytosol
Source: RefSeq, a predicted model, not a curated record
UCAUCAUGUCUUCUCCUGGAGAAGAGGUAAUGUCUGUAAGUCCUGGAAACACAGAACAUGAAGACCAGUCUGUCAUCAAAAGGAUUGCUGAUCUGCCAUUAGUAAGCUCUACCUAUGAAAUGGUUUCCUCUACCUAUACUUCUGCCAAAAGGUCCCAUCCAACUAUCCAAGCAGUCUUUGAGAGGGCAGAGAUGGGCAUGAAGAAUAUUGCUACUUCAGCAGCAAGCAGUGCAGAGCCUGUUCUGAAUAUAAUUGAACCUCAGAUUGCUGUAGCAAAUAACUAUGCCUGUAGGGGUCUUGACAAGCUACAAGAGACAUUUCCUGUUAUGCAUCAGACAGUGGAAAAGGUAGUCUCAAAUGCCAAAGACCUUGUUAUUAGUGUCAAGAAUUCUGCUUAUGCCAAAGUCAUUGAAACAAAGAAUAUUGUGUCAAGCAUGAUAGAUGUAGCCACCGAAGCUGCCAUGGAAAACAUGGGAGUGGCUAUAUGUACAGUGAAGAGUGCUGUGCGCAUUAUGACGGAAGUCAGUGUGGGGCAGAUGGCCAGUGGUGUUGACAAGGUGAUAGAAAAAUCAGACGACUUACUAGAGCAGUUUCUCCCAAUCACAGAUGAAGAAUUGGCUGCCAUUGCAGCCUCAGCCAGCCUUGAAGGCUCUGGAGUAGUCCCUCUUGAAAAGCAGAAAGAAGAGCAAAGCUACUACGUGCGUCUGGGUUCCUUGUCAACCAAGCUCCGUAGCCGAGCCUAUCACCAUUCCCUGGCAAAGGUGCGAAUGAUCAAACAAAGUGCACAGCAGGCAUUGUUCCAGCUUGAACAGAUCAUUUACUUGCUGAAAUAUACCAAGGAGAUGUUGGAUCAGAAAGUUCACAAAGGCCAAGAAAAAGUGUACCAAAUGUGGAAGGAAUGGUACAAAAGUCAACCCGAGCAGGGUCAGAGCAGUGGAGCAAGUCAGGCAGAGAUGGAAUCCCAUGCUCUAGCCACAUCCCACAACGUUGCACAGCAGAUGCAGGAGCUCUGCCAGAAACUCUUGGUUUACAUGCAGGGGCUUCCUGAACAUCUUCAACAAAAAAUCCAACAGGCUCAGUGUGAUUUGAAAGAGCUACAAGCUGUUGUCUGUAGUGCCACGUCCUUCCAGGAGCUUCCCAGUGGCUUCCUGAAAGAGAGCUCAGAGAAGGUUAACAAGGCCCAGGAGGCUGUCCAUGAAGUCAUGGUAUAUGUAACUAAGAGCAUUCCUCUGUCAUGGGUAGUUGGACCCUUUUCUCCUAUUGAAUCUUCAGCAGGAGAAUCCAUGGUACAGGAAAAUCCAUAA